Messenger RNA from Haemonchus placei, 918 nucleotides. NCBI's taxonomy places the organism in Eukaryota, Metazoa, Nematoda, Chromadorea, Rhabditida, Trichostrongylidae. The record is from the annotation of a GenBank genome assembly.
AUGUCUCAGAACGAUGACUGUGAUAUGCUUGAAUUGACAGCGUAUUACCGUGAGGUGGUGCGUCGAAUGAUGUAUUGCAACGGGGACCUUGAAGAUCCGCUUUCGUCAUGCGUUGAAAUGGUGUUGGACAUGGUGAAAUAUCAAAUGAUCAAAGCGCUUGAAGAUGCUUGGCAGCAUGCUUCUAGUCAACAGAGGGAGACGAUCACGCUAGAAGACGUGUUGUUCCUAUUCAGAAAGCACAAAUUUUUGCUGAAGAGAUUGCUACACUUUGCUGACACUGCCGAAAAAAUUAACGAGUUGAAGCGGACGGCUCCGCAAACGGCGAAAUUGGACGAGGAACCCGACCUAGAGAACAGCAUGGAUGACGACAACAUUUCCGCGGUGGUGAGCACGAGCGUGCCCGACUCAAACCUGGCUCGGAUGCUCAAGUACGUGAGUUCACUGGAUUUUGCAGAGAGCGCAGAACAAUUGUUAGUAGCACUUGAUAAGGAACUCGAGGGUAGGCAGCGUCGAAUUGCUGAUAUUGUUAUGAAUGAGCUCUCUACGGAGGAGUACUCUCGAUUUACUGCUGCGCGCUCUGCCACCUUCCUUGACAGUUGUAGUAGAAACUCGAAGAGAAAAAGCCCCUGCAAUCUACUGAAAUGGCUAGGUGCUCCAGCCUGCGAGCCUGCUGUUCCCUUCGUUCUUGCGUUCAUCGGUCGUGAAGUCGUUGCGUAUUACGUCAACGCGGCUUGUCUCAUCAUGAGAACUGAGCAGCGUGAUCUGUUUCUCAAUGAAGUUCAUGAUGGCCACAUAGCCUCGAAAGACGAUGCUUGUCCAUUGCAGAUGCGCCAUUAUGAGGAGGCUCGUCGGCGUUGCGUCGGUUGGAGACGUCACCGAGAUUUCUUGUUCGGAUAUUGUGAUGAAUAUGAAGAUUGA